Messenger RNA from Ricinus communis (castor bean), 3280 nucleotides. RefSeq names its product probable methyltransferase PMT26. The record is from RefSeq and is a predicted model, not a curated record. Gene Ontology annotation, molecular function: methyltransferase activity. The coding region runs from base 515 to 2959 and encodes 814 amino acids. NCBI's taxonomy places the organism in Eukaryota, Viridiplantae, Streptophyta, Magnoliopsida, Malpighiales, Euphorbiaceae. The transcript is spliced from 10 exons. Gene Ontology annotation, cellular component: trans-Golgi network; cytoplasm; endosome.
UGACAAAGGCCCCCCCCCUUUUCCUCUCUCAAAUCUCACUCUCCCUUCCACUCCCAUUAAUUUAAUUUAAUUCCUACAAAUAUUGUACUAACACCAACAAAAAGAAUAUAAUAAUAAUAAUAAUAAUAAUAAAUAACUGAACCAGCUCCUACUAAAAUUCAACUUCUAUAUAUCUUCUUCCCUGCUUCCCAUCUCUCCCAUCUCAUUCUUCUCCUCUCUCCUGUUCCUAUGAACACAGAAAUAAAGAAAUAACGUUUAUUCAUUCUUCAGUUACAGCAGACCCAAUUCAAUUGUAAUAAGAUCCAAUCUCAUUUUUUGAUGUGACCUCCUACUUUCAAUGUCGUUUUAGUAUGUGUGGUUGCACUAUUUGUUUUAUUGUCAUAAAAAGAGAGGCCACCGCAGAAAGGUGAAUUUCAGGGUGGCAAUAAUCGGAAUUUUAUUGCAGAUCUGAAUCUAUUAAAAUCUGGUUAGAUUUUCAAGAUCUGAUAAAGGAAAGUAAAAGGAAAACAAGAAAAUGGCAUUAGGAAAAUAUACUAGGAUAGAUACCAGGAGGCAAUCGACAAAUUACUGCUCCACAGUGACAAUUGUAGUCUUUGUGGCUCUCUGUUUGGUUGGGGUAUGGAUGAUGACAUCAUCAUCUGUUGUUCCUGGUCAAUCUGUAGAUGUGCCUGCUCAGGACACCAAGAGCGAGGUUAAGGAAGAAGCGCCCCCAAGCAAUGAAAGCAGUGGUAAGCAAUUUGAGGAUAGCCCAGGUGAUUUGCCUGAGGAUGCGACAAAAGGAGACAGCAAUACAAAUAAAUCUCAGGAAGAUAGCAACUCUAAUACACUACAAAAUCAAGAAGAAAAGCAAGAUGAAGUGAACAAGUCUGAUGAUGUCUCGAAUCCUAAGACUGAGACACAAAAGGAUGAAACUAAUACAGAAGAUGCGGAUUCUAAGACAUCAGAUGGAGAAACAAACUCAGAAGCUGGAGGGAAAGAUUCCAAUGGUAGUGAAAGCAGUGCAGCUGGACAAGGAGACUCUGAAGAGAAUACACAAGAUAACAAAUCUGAACCAGAGAACUCAGGUGAAACAGAGAAGAAAUCUAAUACUGACAAUACUGAGACAAAAUCAGAUGAUAAUUCUAGUGAAACUAAGGAUGGGAAAGAUGAGAAGGUGGAUAUAAAUGAUAAUAAUGACUCAGAGAAAACCACUGAUGGGCAGGCCAACAACCAGAAUGCUAGUGAAAUAUUUCCUUCAGGGGCCCAGUCAGAGCUUUUGAACGAAACUGCCACUCAGAACGGGUCAUGGUCAACUCAGGCAGCUGAGUCGAAAAAUGAGAAAGACGCUCAACUAGCUUCAGAUCAACAAAAGACAUACAACUGGAAAGUAUGCAAUGUCACUGCUGGGCCGGACUACAUCCCAUGUCUUGACAAUUUGCAAGCAAUUAGGAACCUACAUUCUACUAAGCACUAUGAACAUCGAGAGAGGCACUGUCCUGAAGAACCUCCAACCUGCCUUGUCCCACUACCUGAAGGGUAUAAACGCCCAAUUGAGUGGCCCAAAAGUAGGGAAAAGAUAUGGUAUUAUAAUGUUCCUCACACCAAACUUGCAGAAGUUAAAGGGCAUCAAAACUGGGUGAAAGUUACUGGUGAAUACCUCACUUUCCCUGGUGGUGGAACCCAGUUUAAACAUGGUGCUCUUCAUUACAUUGACUUCAUAAAUGAGUCUGUGCCUGACAUUGCAUGGGGAAAACGAUCCCGCGUAAUAUUGGAUGUUGGAUGUGGGGUUGCUAGCUUUGGAGGCUAUCUCUUUGAUAGGGAUGUCCUUGCAAUGUCAUUUGCUCCUAAAGAUGAACAUGAAGCCCAAGUGCAAUUUGCUCUUGAAAGAGGAAUCCCUGGUAUAUCUGCUGUGAUGGGUACACAGAGACUUCCUUUUCCAGCCCGAGUUUUUGAUGUCGUCCACUGUGCACGAUGUAGAGUCCCCUGGCAUAUUGAAGGUGGCAAACUUCUUUUGGAGUUGAAUCGAGUUUUGCGACCUGGUGGUUUCUUUGUGUGGUCUGCUACACCUGUUUAUCAGAAGAUUCCUGAAGAUGUUGAAAUUUGGAAAGCUAUGACUGAACUAACCAAAGCCAUCUGCUGGGAACUUGUGUCUGUUAACAAGGAUACAGUAAAUGGUGUGGGCAUAGCAAUGUACAGGAAGCCUACUUCCAAUGACUGCUAUGAGAAAAGAUCACAACAGGAGCCUCCUAUCUGUGAAGCGUCUGAUGAUCCUAAUGCUGCCUGGAAUGUCCCACUGCAAGCAUGUAUGCACAAGGUUCCAGUAGAUUCAGCAGAACGUGGGUCACAAUGGCCAGAGGAAUGGCCAGCCAGGUUGCAGCAAGCACCUUAUUGGAUGAUGAGUUCCAAAGUUGGGGUUUAUGGUAAACCAGAACCUGAGGAUUUUGCUGCAGACUAUGAGCACUGGAAGCGAGUGGUAUCCAAGUCAUAUCUAAACGGAAUGGGAAUAAAAUGGUCAUCUGUGAGAAAUGUCAUGGACAUGAGAUCUAUCUAUGGAGGUUUUGCUGCAGCUCUGAAGGAUAUAAACGUGUGGGUCAUGAAUGUGGUCCCAGUAGACUCCCCUGAUACUCUACCUAUAAUUUAUGAACGUGGUCUUUUUGGAAUCUAUCAUGAUUGGUGUGAAUCAUUUAACACCUAUCCUAGAACUUAUGAUCUUCUCCAUGCGGAUCAUCUCUUCUCAAAGAUUAAAAAGAGGUGCAAUCUAGUAGCAGUAAUUGUGGAGGUUGAUCGGAUACUUAGACCAGAAGGAAAGCUAAUUGUCCGAGACAAUGUUGAGACAGUUACUGAGCUGGAAAACAUACUGAGGUCUAUGCACUGGGAGGUCCGUAUGACCUACUCCAAGGAGAAGGAGGGAUUGCUUUAUGUUGAGAAGUCCAUGUGGCGACCCAAAGAGUCGGAGACGAUCACUUAUGCCAUUGCUUAAGCAAAGAUUCAUGCGGUUACUGCUGCAUCGUUGAGGCUAUAUUGCUGGUGAGAUUAGGUAUUCUUUUCUUUUUUCUUUUGUUCUUGUUCCUAAUAGCAAUUCAUUGCACCUGUUUCUCCACGUUAGCUGAUGUACUAUGUUAAUUAGGCCCUUCAUUGUCCUAUGUAUUCAUGUUAGUUUUGACUUUUAUCCUAUAUUGGAGUUGCAGUUUUCUGUGUAAUGUCACAUCACGAGUUUUCUCUGAAAGAAAAACCAAUACAUUCUUGAAAUGAGAAGUCCAUCAUUAAAGAAUUGGACAUAUAACAUCAGAUUUUAUUUUUA